CCUCCUCCCUGGAACAUGUGCUACGGUUGAACCAUGCGAAUAUCUUACUGCCAUCAUGAUUGACGUUUCGCGACGUCUCCGCCGCGCUAUCCUCCUCAACGACCUCGUCCUCGUUAAACGCAUUGUCAAGAAUAACCCCACUUACCUGCUCAACCCGGACUUCGAAGAUAAAUGCAACACGAGUUUGCAUUUAGCGGCCAAGCAUGGCUUUAUCCAGAUCGCUGAGUUUCUGAUUGAGCAGGGCCACGAUUCCGAAUUCAUCAGCAGAAACAAGGACUGGGAAACACCAUUGAUGAUGGCCGCAAUUGCGGGGAAAGAGGACAUGGGGGUGCUGCUCGCGAAGAGAUUCCCGAACUGCAUCGCUAUGCAGGACAAAGCUGGACUCGAUGCUCUCAUGCUUGCUUGCAAAUCGGGCACAGGGACGCUCCAUCUUAUACCCACGCUUCUGAACCUAGACUCGAGUAUCCUUACAGCGCACGAUAUAUGGGGCAACACGGCGCUGCACCAUGCAUCUGCGGCCGGGGAAUUGAAGGCUCUGAGAAUGCUACUGCAAUACGGCGCCAAUCCGCUCGCACAGAACGCAUGUUCCUGGACACCGGUCCACUACUCCGCCUCCCACGCCGCAGAAGCGUACUUCAAGACGCUUAUCAUCGAGUUCGAGAAGAAGAAAGCUGAAGACGCGCGGGAGAAACGCGAACGUGAGCGUCAGCGAAACGGCGGGGUCAGGCUAGUCACGAAUGAAGAGGUAGUUGCGGCUGGUAGACAGAGAGCGAGAGACGAUGCUGCUAUUGCAGGACUGCCGGCUCCGGGAAUGGACUGGAGUCCCGUGGAGAAGAGGCGGGCGAUGACGCCUACAGAGGGGAGGCCUGGGGGUGGGGUAUGGGAGUAUCCGGGGUUGGAGGGGGCAAGGCCCAGGGCGGGGAGUGGAGAGUGAAGCUGUGUGGUUGAUGGAUCUGACUUUGGGACAUGAAGCGCAACUGGCUGUUUUGUGCAUCUUGGCGAUGUGGCAUUCGGUUUGCUAUAGAGAUUCGGGAGUUGGUAUGUGUUUGAGUACGGUCGGCUAUAACUGACUUGGCACUGCUUAUUGCCGAGCGUCGUCCUUAAACGGGACAACAGAAGGUACCGUCUGUGUACACUUGAGAUGGUUUCAAUCCACCAUUCAACAACAGGACUUGAUGGGAACAUUCAACCCCUGAG
Molecule: messenger RNA, 1197 nt
Organism: Westerdykella ornata
Lineage: Eukaryota; Fungi; Ascomycota; Dothideomycetes; Pleosporales; Sporormiaceae
Product: ankyrin
Exons: 4
Coding region: 56-934 (292 amino acids)
Molecular function (GO): protein binding
Source: RefSeq, a predicted model, not a curated record